Fusarium coffeatum is the source of this 792-nucleotide messenger RNA. RefSeq lists its product as uncharacterized. Lineage: Eukaryota; Fungi; Ascomycota; Sordariomycetes; Hypocreales; Nectriaceae. The record is from RefSeq and is a predicted model, not a curated record. Bases 1 to 792 code for a protein of 263 amino acids. The transcript has 3 exons.
AUGUCUGAUUUUCCUAUGACCUCUACAGGCCGCAGAGCCACUCGCGGUAGACCUUUCCGUGGUCGCGGCCACGGCAUCAGCUCUGGAAGGCCUCGUCCUCAGCCAGCAUCGUCUCCUGUGAAGACCACAUCUGUCCAGAACAACAACCGCGUCGAUCGCGCUGCUUCCGAGAAGCCUGCCUCUGGCGUUCCUUCCCCAGGCGUUCCUGCCCGACUCGACACUUCAAUCGCGACUAUUGAUGAGGUUAGCGCUCGGAAUAGCACUGGGACCGAGGCAGAAUUGGCUCGCCAGUUAGGCCUUGUCACUCCUCAGAACGAUCAGUCUCUUCUCGCCGGGCCGCCUGCACUUACCAUCAACAACUUUGCCCCUUCCGGUAAUGCUCCCCCUCCCGCUAGCGACUCCGAAGCCACUGAACCGGAAGACAGCAUCUUUGCUGCUAUCAUCAAACAUAGGGUCAAUCACGUUGAUCGCACCGUUCGAAUCCGCGAGAGCCAUGGAGGACGCGAGCAAGCUACAGGCCUCGAUGAGUACCAUGUUUUUGCCAUCCUUGAUUCCCACGGUAGCGCUGGAAAGAACAGAAAGCUCUUGUGCCAGUGGGUCGGAUAUCCCGAUGAGCCGGAACAGAACACCUGGGAGCCUGAGACGAAGGUCAGGGACAUUGCCGAGACCAUUCACGAUGAGUGGCUUGAGGAGAUGCAGAAGAUGAAGAAGAACAAAGGCCCAGCCAAGAAAGGUCCGGCGAAGAAAGGAGUAGUCAAGAAAGGAACAGCCAAGAGCAAGAGCAAGGCUUAG